AUGGCCACAAAUCAGAUUGGGCCUGUUGCGCGGGCCUGGUACCGGUGGAAAGCUCUACGCCUCCCUUGGCGCAAGCGCUUCCUCGUGGGUUACGACCUUCAGGGUAACACUUACUGGGAAUUUCGACUCACGAGAGGCGCUGAGAGUAAUGAGCGCUGGCGAAGAAUUGUUAAAUACCCGCGAUCAACACACUACUCUUCCGUAAAGGUCAGCCCUCAAUGGCACCAGUGGCUACGGCAUACACGAGAGGACCCUCCAAGUAUCGAGGAACAACACAGCGAUGUUCUGCGCCAGGUGAGGAUGCAGAAGCUUGCUGCUGAGGCGGAUGCUCGAUGGGAGGCCAAGCCGCGAGUCAUGGACGCGCCGCAGGCUGCGCCGGCACCGUUGCUUUCACCGGCGAAGGCCAGUCCUUUACAACAAGACGCCAGGUGUAGUGAGCAGACCGACAUGGGCCCAAAAAAGACCAAGGAAGAGGCUGAAAAGAAGGAUGAUCCUUGGGCCAAGGCAAAGGCCAGAGCGCCAGGCGAGACGUGGCAACCCACUUCUUGGAGUCCUACAGCUGCCAAGAAACGUUGA
Fusarium fujikuroi IMI 58289 is the source of this 576-nucleotide messenger RNA. RefSeq lists its product as uncharacterized. Gene Ontology annotation, cellular component: membrane. NCBI's taxonomy places the organism in Eukaryota, Fungi, Ascomycota, Sordariomycetes, Hypocreales, Nectriaceae. The record is from RefSeq and is a predicted model, not a curated record. The transcript is spliced from 2 exons. Gene Ontology annotation, biological process: mitochondrial respiratory chain complex I assembly. The coding region runs from base 1 to 576 and encodes 191 amino acids.